Ctenocephalides felis (cat flea) is the source of this 1860-nucleotide messenger RNA. RefSeq names its product T-complex protein 1 subunit zeta-like. The coding region runs from base 197 to 1792 and encodes 531 amino acids. The transcript is spliced from 6 exons. Gene Ontology annotation, cellular component: chaperonin-containing T-complex. Gene Ontology annotation, biological process: protein folding. Gene Ontology annotation, molecular function: ATP hydrolysis activity; ATP binding; ATP-dependent protein folding chaperone. The record is from RefSeq and is a predicted model, not a curated record. NCBI's taxonomy places the organism in Eukaryota, Metazoa, Arthropoda, Insecta, Siphonaptera, Pulicidae.
GCCAUCGUGUUUCUAGAUAAUUUCGUGUCUAACUGCCUAUGUCGUGUUCUUGUGUUCAGAUUAACAAAGUAACCUUUGCUAAUCGUACAAAUUUUGGAUGCUUUUGUUUCAAAUUUAGUGAAUUUAAUUCAGCUUCAUAGCAUUUGAUUUAGUAAAAGGUUUCAAUAUUUAAAAAGUGUUAAAACAAUAAUUCGAAAUGGCUGCUAUAAGUCUGUUAAAUCCAAAAGCUGAAUUUGCAAGGGCUGCUCAAGCGUUGGCAGUAAAUAUUUCUGCUGCCAAAGGAAUUCAGGACAUUAUGAAAACGAACCUGGGUCCUAAAGGAACAAUGAAAAUGUUAGUUUCUGGUGCUGGUGAUAUAAAAAUAACAAAGGAUGGAAAUGUACUGCUGCAUGAAAUGCAAAUUCAACAUCCUACAGCAUCUUUAAUUGCUCGUGCCAGCACUGCUCAAGAUGACAUGACUGGAGAUGGAACAACUUCCACAGUUUUGCUUAUAGGUGAACUCCUCAAACAAGCUGAUAUUUAUAUAUCAGAAGGGCUUCACCCACGCAUUGUCACUGAAGGAUUUGAUGCAGCUCGUGAGAAAGUUUUAGAAGUUUUGAAUACCAUGAAGGUUCCGAUUGAGAUUACAAAAGAAAAACUUAUGGAUAUUGCUAGAACUUCUUUAAGAACAAAGGUUCAUCCUGAAAUUGCUGAUGUCUUAACCGAAGUCUGUGUAGAUGCAGUAUUAGCCAUCCGUGUUGAAGAUAAACCUAUUGAUUUGCAUAUGGUAGAAAUAAUGGAAAUGCAACAUAAAAGUGGAGCUGACAGCACACUUAUCAGAGGUCUGGUCAUGGAUCAUGGUAGUCGACACCCUGAUAUGCCUAAACGUCUUGAAAAUUGUUAUAUUUUAACUUGCAACAUCUCAAUGGAGUAUGAGAAGUCGGAAGUGAAUUCUGGAUUCUUCUACAAGUCAGCUGCUGAUAGAGAGAAAUUAGUACUUGCCGAAAGGGAGUUCAUUGAACAAAGAGUUCAAGCAAUAAUUGAUCUCAAGAAAAAACUUUGUGAUGGGACUGACAAGAACUUUGUCAUAAUAAAUCAAAAGGGAAUUGACCCAAUGUCUCUAGACAUGCUUGCUAAAGAAAAUAUUAUGGCUUUACGUCGUGCCAAGAGGCGUAAUAUGGAACGUUUAGCUUUAGCCUGUGGAGGUACUGCAAUGAAUUCGGUUGAUGGAUUAGAUGAAUCUCAUUUAGGUUAUGCUGGUGUUGUAUAUGAGCAUGUUUUGGGUGAAAAUAAAUUUACUUUUGUUGAGGAUUGUAAAGUCCCACAAUCAGUAACUGUAUUAAUUAAGGGUGCCAAUAAAUACACCUUGACCCAAAUUAAGGAUGCUGUAAGGGAUGGUCUUAGAGCUGUUAACAAUGCUGUAAUUGAUAAGUGUGUUAUACCUGGAGCAGGUGCUUUUGAAAUCCGUGCUCAUAAUGAAUUGAUGAAACAUAAGAAUAAUGUCAAAGGAAAGAUGCGUCUAGGAAUCCAAGCCUAUGCUGAAGCUUUAUUAAUUAUCCCAAAAGUCCUGGCUGUUAAUUCUGGUUAUGACGCACAAGAAUCGAUUGUAAAACUUCAAGAGGAAGAUCGUCUUAGCUCAGAUGCUAUUGGAUUAGAUUUGGCUUCUGGAAAUGCUGUUAAACCCGUGGAUUUAGGAAUAUAUGACAAUUACCUUGUCAAAAAACAAAUUAUUAACUCCUGCUCAGUCAUUGCUAGCAACAUUCUUCUGGUCGAUGAAAUUAUGAGGGCUGGAAUGAGCAGUUUGAAAGGAUAAUGAUAAUUAAUUCGAAUUCAUAUUUCAUCAUCAUUGCACUACUUAGCACUUUAUUAUAACAUUAAACA